Molecule: messenger RNA, 201 nt
Organism: Protopolystoma xenopodis
Lineage: Eukaryota; Metazoa; Platyhelminthes; Monogenea; Polystomatidea; Polystomatidae
Source: the annotation of a GenBank genome assembly
AUGGGAUAUGUGUUUGCCGUGGCUCUUCAUCUCACACAGCUUCAGCUUUCCGCUGGCGUUGGAUCAUCAAGCCUCGAUCUUCUUCCUUCUAUUCUUCCUCCAGUCCUUAUACCUCCCAGUCUACGCCCAAUACCACCAGAUCCAAAUUGCUUUGAGGAGUCAAAUCGAUUGGCUUCGGAGAUCGAAGCUAUUCUGCGGUAA